This is a messenger RNA of Cladophialophora immunda, 2244 nucleotides long. RefSeq lists its product as uncharacterized. The coding region runs from base 1 to 2244 and encodes 747 amino acids. The record is from RefSeq and is a predicted model, not a curated record. The transcript has a single exon. NCBI's taxonomy places the organism in Eukaryota, Fungi, Ascomycota, Eurotiomycetes, Chaetothyriales, Herpotrichiellaceae.
AUGGCGUCUACGAAUCCUUUCUGGUCAUUUGCUACUCCUUUCACGGACAGCACGCCGCCUGCGCGGUCCGGGCGUCUGAGUGACAUCCUAUCUCGUGGCAAUCACAUACCGGUUUCCUCCCACGAUGGAACUCGAAGCUAUGCACAAACAACACCCGACUCGGCUUGGUCGCAGACGUCCUUCCAAGAAGUGUGCUUCACCUACGACACCUCCACAGGCAAGAAUGUAACGAGUUUGGAAGAUGCUGCAUCCGUCCGAUCAGGCGACUGGCCCUUGACUGAAAAAUACUAUGCUCUCUCUUCUGCGACCCACGAUCUAAGAUGCCCAAAAUGGGUGCUCUGGAAAACAAUCCUCCUCCCCACUUCAACCAUCAUCCUUCCUAUGGCUUUGCUUGUCGCCGGGCUACUAGCGUUGAUCUUCGGCUACAGGGUCAGAUCUGAGGAUAGCUUGUUUGAGGAAGUGUCCAACUCUCACGCCUUGAGCGACCAUGCUGUUGUCUUGGUCAAUUAUUCGGCAACUCGGAUAGCAUUCGUCGCUUCCUGGGCAUCGACUCUUGCUCCUUUACUUGCUGGCUUCAUCAUGAACCUGUCCAGUUUCCAGUCUGCGCUCCUCAUGUAUCUCUCCUCAACACGUUUGGAACAGCAUGACCUCCCAACUCCGUAUCAGUACAGUCUGCUUGUCGGCCUUUGCCUGGCCUCAAUGGGAAGAUUGAGAAGAUACUUCUCCUACGCGAAAGAAGAUGGAGUGGUUAUACCUCCGGCCCUUCGGCGCGCUGCACAGACCCUGACCUUGACGCUCGUCCUUGCCUGUGUCGUCUUUGGAGCUGAUACUGCUCUUCACUACACAACUUCAACCAUCAACUUCGACCAAAUCUCUGUUUCCGACGUGGCUCAUGCCUAUGGAUACGGAUUGUCGCCAGCAUGUCUUGCCCUCAACCGGAGUGACAAUUUUGGACUGCCAUGUUCCCGUAACGGACAACUCGCCGAGACGGAUUACAACGCUUACGUAUCAAGCCAGAAUGAAAUCUUUUAUCUUCAGCGCGGCACAUCCAAUGUCAGCGAAGUCCAACUCGUCGAUACGCCACCAUACGAACCUGCAAACAUCACAUCCUCCGGCGCCGCAAAAGUGGCACUUCUCAUCCCCCAAAGCACUGGUUUAUCUCCUUUUCGUGACUUCCAAGCCUACACCACCGGUGUAAUCACAACCUGCGAGCCCGUUACCGCUCUCUGCAACUGGACAAGCGGGGGCCCGGGAAAUUACUACAGCCAAUUCAACUGCAGCGAGAACUUCUGGGGAGUACUAGGCAAGGCCCCCAAUGUGAGCGACACAGGCAUGCUCGUCGGUGAUAGUUCUGUGCCACCUUUGGGGUUCAAACGUGGCGCAGCCUUGCAAUACUCAUUCUUCAUGGACAGAGACCUGAGUAUUCCCUAUGACACAUCCGGCAAUCUGGGCCCGUUUAUGCCGGACUCGGAGCUUAUUAAUCCAGUAUACGUGGGAGUCGCCGCACGUUUUCAAUCCACAGCCCAACGGGCCGGAGUGAAUAUGUCCUCAGAUCCAGGGAUCUACCAGGGUCCUACACCUUACCUUGACUUCACACUCCGAUGCCAGUACACUACGUACUUGGUCGACUACAGAUGGGUCAACUCUUCGGCCAAAGUAAACACGCUGACUCCUUCGCCGAACGGCACGAUCGCCGAGAUCUUUCACGGAUACAACAUAUACGGCAGUUAUGACAGCUUUGACAACGACCUGCAGGACUUCAUCCUUGAGGCAGCGCUGCAAUCCAACCCCCAGCAACUUGCCGAUUCUUUUGCAAACAGCUAUUCAUCGCGCGUGAUGAACGUGAUUGGCCCGUUCCUCUCCUCGCGAACCAACUUGCAAGAACAGACGCGCACGCCCUUGCUCGUGGCGAAAGUCCCGAAAGUGCCAUUAGCAAUCCUUGUUGCCGGGUGUCUGUGCUACAUCGUCUUCGGCGUGGUCAGUGCGACGUUGGCAUACACCGCGCUGAGGACCGUCGAUGUACGGGAUCUGGCAUUCCGAUUCAGCCUGCCGGCGCUGGGCCUGCACGCUUUUCGAGACGAUAGUACCGAAAGGGAAGCCGUGGACGUGGACUCGAUCAGGAAGAGGGACGGGGUUGAUGAGGAGCGCAGGGUGUUUAACGAGACGAAGAUAAAACGCGAGGCCACCAGGGUUGCUGUCGACGGCGAGCCCCGGACCGGGUUCGUCUUGAAGAGCCUGGUCUAA